This is a messenger RNA of Letharia columbiana, 450 nucleotides long. RefSeq lists its product as uncharacterized. The transcript has a single exon. The coding region runs from base 1 to 450 and encodes 149 amino acids. The record is from RefSeq and is a predicted model, not a curated record. Lineage: Eukaryota; Fungi; Ascomycota; Lecanoromycetes; Lecanorales; Parmeliaceae.
AUGCUGACGUUCGCAAAAUUGAUCGACGAUAGGGCGCUUCUGACUACCAUCUUCAUCAAUCAGUCCUUUUUUCACGCCGCUUGUGCAUACAGCCGGGAUAUGCUUCGCGGUCAGAGUAAGGGCAAGACUACCCUCCCGAAAGAUCUUUCACCUUCUGCUUUCCCUAUACCUAGUCAAACAUCACCAUCUAUGGCCUUCCAAUUCGACAAGAUCUCAGGGUCUCACACAGCAUCUAAUGCAGCGACCGAGUCGGCUUACUCCUUUCUCUCACUUGUUGCGAAGGCCAACUACCAAUUCUUGAGACAAGCCAUCAAGGACCAAGCCCGGAUAUAUGCUGGAUCUGGAUGGGUAGACGCCGUGCUUGAUCAGCGAGAGACGGAUCUGAGGGAUGUUGAUUUGAGUGUUGUCAGCGUGUCAAUCAGCACUUUCAUCAGACUGCAUGAUCUUUGA